Molecule: messenger RNA, 2846 nt
Organism: Toxotes jaculatrix (banded archerfish)
Lineage: Eukaryota; Metazoa; Chordata; Actinopteri; Toxotidae
Gene: atg5
Product: ATG5 autophagy related 5 homolog (S. cerevisiae)
Exons: 9
Coding region: 285-1112 (275 amino acids)
Biological process (GO): autophagosome assembly; cellular response to nitrogen starvation; C-terminal protein lipidation
Cellular component (GO): phagophore assembly site membrane; cytoplasm; Atg12-Atg5-Atg16 complex
Source: RefSeq, a predicted model, not a curated record
AAAAAUCUACUCUUGACUCUGCCACUGAAAAACAAACAGCCUCCUCGUAUCCGGACUGCUCGAGAGACGUCGCGUAUGAUGACGUGUCGCUGUUUUACGGUGAACGGGGCUUUCAGCUGUUUUUCCGGUGACAGCAGGGGAAUGACAGCAUCGGCAGUUACGGCCCUUCUUCCAUCCAAGCAGAGUGCCAAACAUCGACAGAAACAGGAAGGUGUCUGCCUUUGGACUUCGGGGCUUGUGUCUGGGGGAUUACUUCUUUAUGUGCCACUGGGAGCAGAAGCAGCAUGGCAGAUGACAAGGACGUGUUGAGAGACGUUUGGUUCGGCCGGAUCCCCACCUGUUUCACUUUGAACCAGGAUGAGGUUACUGAGAGAGAGGCCGAGCCCUACUAUCUGCUGUUACCCAGGGUGAGCUACCUGACUCUGGUGACAGACAAGGUGAAAAAACACUUCCUCAAAGUGAUGAAGGCCGAGGACGUGGAGGAGAUGUGGUUCGAGUAUGAAGGAACACCACUUAAAUGGCACUAUCCAAUUGGAGUUCUUUUUGACCUCCAUGCCUCCAACACUGUCUUACCCUGGAGUAUCACUGUGCACUUUAAGAAUUUUCCAGACCUUGACCUGCUCCACUGCCCGUCCAACUCAGUGAUCGAGGCUCACUUCAUGUCCAGCAUCAAGGAGGCCGACGCCCUCAAGCACAAGAGCCAAGUCGUUAAUGACAUGCAGAAGAAAGACCACAAACAGCUGUGGAUGGGACUGCAGAAUGAUAAGUUUGACCAGUUCUGGGCCAUGAACAGGAAGCUGAUGGAAUAUCCCACCGAGGAGGGAGGCUUCAGAUACAUCCCCUUCAGGAUAUACCAGACGCUGAGCGACAGGCCAUUCAUCCAGAAACUGUUUCGCCCCGUUUCACCUGAAGGCAGCGUACACACACUUGGCAGCUUGUUGAAAGAAAUGUACCCAGCUGCGUUACCAAAUGAUGGUGAGCAGAAGCGUUACCAGGUGGUGAUCCACGGUAUCGAGCCGCUGCUGGAGACUCCUCUGCAGUGGCUCAGCGAACACCUCAGCCACCCCGACAACUUCCUGCACAUCUGCAUCAUCCCCAUCCCCACCGACUGAGGUUGCAUCUACCCCACCGUUGCUGUCACCGUGACAACCGACUGACCAACCAGCUGGCCCACCAGACAAACGCUUAACGGCGCACGGAACGGUGGAAACUGUGAACAGACUCUUUAAUGAGGAGAUCAGAAUCUUGUGGCUACAGAUGAAAAAAGGAUGUGAAGGAGGUACUUCCAACCUCCUUUUCCAUCUUUUUUUAUUUAUAUUCUACCACUACUACCACUACUACUUUUUCCCUCUGAAAACUCAUUUUUAGGACGCAAAGAUGAAAAGACCUUCUCUUCCUCCUCUGCUCACAAAGGAGGAGAAGAUUUCUUCAAGUGAAGAAAUGGUUGAAUGAGCAGAGGAACUCUAACUUCCUACUCUGCUGUCUCGCUUCUUCACGUCCUCCUCUGUUCCUCUAUGAACAAACAUCUCCACGGGAGGAGAGGAGGUGAACGGAUCCCUUGUUUUCUCUAUCCUAGCAUACACCUUUCUCUCCGACUAGUCCAAGACGAAAACUGUCCCCGUGGACAGGGAGACAAGUUUGUUUGGGGAUUGUGGAGCGGUGCAUCCAUCCUACUGAAGCUGCCUUAGUUCCUGUGGUUUAUGCAUUUUUAUCAUUACCAUUCUCAUCAUCCCUGCAAAAAUGUCUGGAUGUACACGCACAGGUCGCCUGAGUUUACAUCAGAGUCUGGGAAAUUCUUCAGCUCCAUAAAAUCUCCAAAAAAUGAAACACCCGGGGACUUUUCCCGAGGACUUUCUGUUGCUUAGAUUUCCUGGAUUAACAUUUGUUUGGCUUGGUUUUGACAAAAUGAGACUGAAUAAGAAAAGGAUGAGCGGUGAUCCCGGCACACACAGGAGCUGGUUUUCACUCAUCAUCACUGCUGAGCUAAGCUUCUAGUUUUGGAGUUGUUAGGAAGCAGACGAAUGUCCACGUGCCAUUGUCCUGUACUGUCCCCACGUUAGCAUUGAAUUUCAGCUUUAACUAACUGUGCAAUUUUUCAUCUUCAUCUAUAAGAGAAGCUCCGCUUUCAUAUUACUUCUUAGUUUCGUGGUUUAAAUACACUGGAAUUGUCCUUUAAUGGUUACACGGUCCUCAGUGGGUGAUGGGAUUCUGCAACUAUCAGAACCAAGUGGAUAAACUAAGAAUGACUCAGUGUUCGAGCUGAUAACAAGUCUGCACUCGUCUGUUUUUAACUCGUUUAGUUGUUGUACCAUCUUUGCAGAAGACAGACGGAGAUUUGAGAUGUUCCUCGGGUAACGUCUGAGCAUCAGCUCUUUACGAGGCAGAGCAUUUUGUGAAAGGGUCAUGGGAAAAAACUUCACACAUGUUUUCAAUAGCAGGUGUUGAUUUCUCUCCUACAAUACAACACAGUUAAGCUCUUUUACUGUCUGUUUUCGUCAGAUUUGGCUCGAGUCGCUUCGUCUGCUGCCAAACUUAAGAUGAAACAAAACCAGAUGCUCAUUUAAGAACUCAGCUUAGAUGACGAGCCAUCAGGAGCGUUUAGCAUGUGGUCUGCUGGCUGCCGGGGUGUGACUUCAGACAGAGUACCAGGGUGACGGCUGCCCAGAUCAGAUUACUACCUGGACCAUAAUUAAUCACAUUUUUUAAGCAAAAUUCUCACGUUGUCUUCUUCUUCUUCUUUUUUUUUUUUAACAUAUCUGUUCAUACUGAAAUAAAAUUCCACUUAAAGCAUUCGGCUGACACUGUUAUCCAGAAUGACUUAAAAUAAAAGUGAGCUGAUUGAAAUA